AUGCAUGUCGGAACCACAGCAGGCGCCUGGGUAGCACAACGUGCCGUCUUCGCAAAACAAAACCAUCUCACCGAUACCACCCUACAAGCCGUGCCGGCGGAUAAUGACGGGGACAUGCGCAGCAACAACGUCCUUCUCAUAGAAGAGGCCCCUCGUGUUCGCGUCUGA
Messenger RNA from Plenodomus lingam JN3, 168 nucleotides. RefSeq lists its product as uncharacterized. NCBI's taxonomy places the organism in Eukaryota, Fungi, Ascomycota, Dothideomycetes, Pleosporales, Leptosphaeriaceae. The record is from RefSeq and is a predicted model, not a curated record.